Messenger RNA from Aspergillus homomorphus CBS 101889, 843 nucleotides. Its product is annotated as CVNH domain-containing protein. NCBI's taxonomy places the organism in Eukaryota, Fungi, Ascomycota, Eurotiomycetes, Eurotiales, Aspergillaceae. The record is from RefSeq and is a predicted model, not a curated record. The coding region runs from base 296 to 628 and encodes 110 amino acids. The transcript has 3 exons.
GAGGACAAGCGAUUCGAAGCGAGGCGAUAGACAGUGACAUGCCCCACUUGAGCAGUACAGCCACUAUGAGGCAACUAUGCCACUUCGCGUCUUGGCCAGCGUCCAUCCCGAGGCUUGGUGGGUAGGGCAGCAAUGCGGGCGGUGAUAAAGGAGGAAGCUGGAGCCACGGACCUAAUAUAUAUAAACAAUAACCCCACAUCCUCCCCUCCCUUCUUCCUCCUCUCCCUUCUCUAACCACUCUUCAGUCAAUCUCACACACAAACUCUCUCUUUCCCUUCCUAAACAACCAUCCACCAUGUCUUUCCACCAGUCCUGCCACGACAUCCACAUCGUCCACGAGAUGGGCAGUACCAUGCUCUGCUGCGUCGCCCGCGAUAACAGCGGCGUCGGCCACCCCCGCAAGAUCCGUCUCGACCAGCACAUCGGCAACACUGACGGCUGGUUCAUCUGGGGCGGCGAGAACUUCACCCGCUCUGCAAGCGACGUCCGUCUCGAAGACUCCGACCGCGGCCCCAAGCUCACGGCUGAGCUGCUCACCCGCGACGGUGGCUCCAAGGGUCGCCAGGGUAUCUUCCUGGCCGACAAGAUCGCCAACGAGGAUGGACACUUGAGAUUCUUGGGUCCCUGAGUCAUUCUUCGAAGCGAACAAUUAUUAGCAUAGGGAUACGGUGUUUAUUUGUAUUGAAAUCAGUCAGACUUGAGCGCAUAGCUGUCCAAACAAUGUACCAACUUUUCGAAAUUGAUCUUUCGUGCCCCACACGGGUAGAACUUGGCUUCUGUUUCUUUUCGAAUAAUGGAUGACAUGCUUUUCCCAUCUGCCGGGGGACUCCAUAUGCCCCGACC